CUUGGGUUUAGCCUUGCGGUACUCUCCCCUUUGCCUGGGACUUUCUCUGGCAGUCCUCUCUCUGCUUGAGGGUCUGGACUCCAGAUCAGAGAAGAAAUCGAAAAUGGCUAAAACUGGCCGAGAGAGAGUUUCUUCUUAGGAUUUUACACUGUAAAGGAGAAAGUUUCAGAACGCUUUGAAACAAAGUAAGAAUGAAGUCUUGCUUCAAGCCAAACAAGCUGGCAUCUUUGUAGGCAGGAGAUGUAACACUGGUAAAUAUUUACUGCAAGAUUCUUAACCAGGAGAAACUCCGGCUUGUUCGAGGAGUAAAUGUUUUACAGGAGAGGUGAGAUCUGCGUGUGCCUCUGUGUUCUUUCCAAGUGACUUCUGGAGACAGUCUUAGAUGACUGGCUAAGACAAAAUGCCCUAGUGAUCCCCGAGGCACAGCCAGAUUGUGGGUACCAUGUCUACCACACAAAGGAAAGACGACAGCCACCUGUUUGCCAGUCUGUGCACGUGCCAGCUGAAGGUGCAGGAGGACCAGCAACAGCCAGAAAAAUAUGUCAUUGCUCAACCAACAUUUGUUUUUGAGAAAGGAGAACACACUUUCAAGAGACCUGCAGAAGACAGCCUGGAUGAAACAGCAGAACAUGAAUUCAGUGGUUUCUCAAGAAAACGCAUAAGGUCUUCAUCUGUCACACUUUAUAGUACAGAUUCCGAGUCUCCGGGAGUGGCAGCUUCGUCUCAGACACGCCUGAGGUCUUCAUCAUUCACUGAUGCCCCAACCUUCCCCCCCUCUGGACCAGUGAAGAAAAACAAUGUUUUUAUGACAUCAAGUCUGGUGCAAAGGAAUAUUGACAUGAGCAGCCUAGAGCAAGGUUCUAUGAGGCCUUCGGAGCAUGUUCUAAGACCUGCUAUUUUGCAGCCACCUCAAACCCAAAGCUGCAAAAACAUAAGCAAAACAUUUGGGCAUGGUGAAUUGAAAUCCUGCAAAAUUAAGGAAAAUAUCAAGCACAAGAUAUCUGAUGCAAACUCUGGUUUGCAAAGUGAAAAUUUACCAAAUGCCAGUUCAGUCCAGCUGUCUACUGAUCUACACAUCUCAGAGGAAACCGUGGGAUGCCAACCAACAGAAGAUAAGCGUUCUUUUCAAAGCUGCAGUUCUGACUUUGUUUUUGGAGAAAACAUGGUAGAAAGAGUUUUGGGCACCCAAAAGCUCACUCAGUCUUCACUUCAAAACCAUUCAUAUGCCAAGGAAAAAACAUUCAAAUCUGUCCUGAAAUGUCCUAACGCCUCUUCAGAUCCAAACUCUAUUAAAAGUCUAUCCUUAAUUGAAUCAGCUGCUGCCUUUUCUUCUAAACCAUCACAAAAAUGCUUGCUUGAGAAAAUUGAUGUCAUAACAGGAGAAGAAACGGAACAUAAUGUAUUAAAGAUCAACUGCAAGAUCUUUGUAUUCACCAAAAUAACACAAUCCUGGACUGAAAGAGGCCGAGGAAUCUUGCGGCUGAAUGACAUAGCCAGCGGUGACUGUGGGACACUGCAGUCAAGACUAAUCAUGCGCAACCAAGGCAACCUGAGGCUGGUCCUCAACAGCAGACUCUGGACCCAGAUGAAGAUUCAGAGAGCAAAUCACAGAAAUCUGCGAAUGACUGCGACCGAUUUAGAAGACGAUGGUAUAAAAAUAUUCUUAAUUCAGGCUAGUGCCAAAGACAUAGGCUAUCUGUAUGCAGCGAUACAUCACCGCCUCGUUGCCCUCCGAAGCCUCAGGAAGCACGCUGAAGGCGAUCCUGCUGAAAGCCAAUUGGACACAGUCGUCCAGCAAUUCAGCUGUGACGAGGACGAGGAGGACUUCAUCCAAGUCACUAAAAAUGGAUCAGGCCCUUCAAGGUGGAACUACAGACAGUCAGUUGUCUGUUCCUAGCACUCCCUCCUGUCACCAAUACAUCUACAGGAACUGGUCACUCUCCUGAAAUGCCAGGCCGUCCUAACCGAGGAGAUGCUGCACAUACCUUGAAGAGGUUUUUUUUUUUUAUGAGAGAAACACAAUUUAUUGUAAUUAAAAGUUUUAUGUUUUAUAUUUUGAAUAUUGUGGACAGAAUUUAAGAAAUGAACUUCAGAAGAUAAAAAUUCAUCUUAAUCUAGAAUAGGAUUUAGUAACUAAUUUGGAUAACUCAUCAUGUUGAUGAAUAUAAUAAUUAAAAGUAUAAAUUGUUGGCUUUGAUAAAUAUCUAACUAAAGUAUUUAUUUUAGUCAUACAUUGGCUAUAGAAAUAAUACUAAAUUUACAGUCAUAUCUUUAAAAAUAUUAUAGCUGCAAAGCAUUUUAUUAAAUCAUGUUUAACUUCUGAGAAAUGUAUAUUUUCACUUGCAUUUUCAGUUUCCUAAUAGAUAUAUUCAGGGAGAAAUUCUUUUACAAAAGUGUCCACUCAUGGACUUGUAUCCAUUGCAUCUUAUGUAUGUGACUCACAAUCAGUUCACAACUGUUGGUGAAUAAUGGAACAAAAUGUAAUAUAUUACCAUGUGUCAAAAAAUACAAAAGCCAAAUAUCAAUGUUCUUUAUUUAUGCGAUUGUCAUUAAUAUGGUCUCGUAGUGUGUGGAUAUGUAGAAACCCUUUUAUAACAAAUGUAUUAUAUAUAGUCAAAUGACUAUCUCAAAUUCUACCAUUAUGGUAUAGUAAUUUCAAUAUUUUUCAGAAGAUGUUUUUAUGCCCUUUUGAUAUUUCAGAGGUAUUUUAUGAAGCAAAUAUGAAAAUCAGUCUCAGUACUUAGGGCCAUGUUUUAUUUUAUUAGUGGCCCUAACCAGUUCCAUCCCAGGAUAAGGAUUCAGGAUCCUGAACGUUUCUGAAUGUGACCUGAACCCUCACGUACAUACUUGUAAUGAGGUAUAACUGCACAAACCGCUACACUGAAGAAACAGUUAUUUGCAAGUAUAUAUCUGAAUAGAUAUUUUAAAAGUUAACAUUGCUUAAUUGCCUUCCUAGCAACAAAAGCAUCUGCGUGUACGUAUUUACCAACCAAAGCUCAGCUCAAAUCUCACAGUUUAGCAUACUGCAGCCGAAUAAGCUCUUAAGAGUAGGAUUUGAUUAAUAUGUUCAGAAGAAAAGAGAAAGGGGACACCGAAGAGAUAGAGACAGCUCCAGGGAAAGGAGUAAUUUAGAUAAUUAAGAUUAUAAAAGGAACUCUGGUGCAGAACCCCCUCAGUGGAUAUUUCUUACUAGUAACAUAAGAGUCAGGGAGGCACUUGAAGACCAUAUGAAAGCACUGGUUCACCUAUAAGACCUUAGCUUUUUGGGAACGUUGUAAUUAUAGAAUAAUUGUUGAAGCAAGCAGAAAACAGAGGCCCCUUUAUCUCUUGGAAUGUUUCUCCUUGUUCCUACACUGGAAUGGAAAUGAAGCAACAUUUUGUCUGUGUGCCAACUAUUUUACUAUAAGUUGAAUCGACUCUGACUUUCUUUGGUCUUCUGUACAGAUAGCAAAGGAGAAACAAACUUACUUGUGGACUAUACAGAAAUGUCAGGAGAUCCCCAAGUAGGUUAGAAUGUCAGCAAAGCAGGGACAGUGAAAACUUCUGGAUCAUGAAACAGUGACAAAGAGCAGAAACAUGAGAUAUAAUGAAAUAUUUCUUCAUCUUGAUUACAAAAAAAAUCUAGCCUUCCUCCCCCUUUCUUGUUUUUUGUUUUGUUUUUUUUUUUUUUCUACAAACUUUAUCUCCUUUCAAUAAGAGGUAACCAAUUAUAUAAUAAUAUCAAUUUUCUUAAGUUAUGCAGAAGGUGAUUGCUAAUCCUACAUUCUGGAUUUUCAGACAAGUUAUUUUUAUCAAAAACUUCUAAUUUUAUGUUGAAUUAAGAUAUUUUAAUAUAAUCUAAACA
This is a messenger RNA of Alexandromys fortis (reed vole), 3844 nucleotides long. It is a transcript of the gene Ranbp3l, whose product is annotated as RAN binding protein 3 like. The record is from RefSeq and is a predicted model, not a curated record. Gene Ontology annotation, molecular function: GTPase activator activity. Gene Ontology annotation, cellular component: cytoplasm; nuclear pore. Gene Ontology annotation, biological process: protein export from nucleus. The coding region runs from base 443 to 1897 and encodes 484 amino acids. NCBI's taxonomy places the organism in Eukaryota, Metazoa, Chordata, Mammalia, Rodentia, Cricetidae. The transcript has 15 exons.